AUGGAAUCGGCGGUAAUUGGAUUCUCUCCCGGAGACGCUUGUCGACUUGGUACGUUCUCCGGCGAACCGUUCCCCGGGAAGAUGAAAUGCCCUUAUCACCGCCUUUCCUUUCCUCUCGACAAGAUUAAAAAUAUUCAAAUUAGAGAUCCCAAUCCACAGGAAGAGAGAGAGCUCCGAAUCUCUGCAUCUAUGGAGGCUACGAAGGAAAGAGUUGGCCUGCUCGACAAGAUCCUCCCGCCGGCCUUGGCAGACGCCGGUCUCGAAGAUUGUGCUCUGCCUCCGGAAUCUAUACAGGAAGCCUUUCGCAAAGCCGCCGACGCCGUGAAGUCGCGCGCGGCCUCGCUUUUCGAAUUCGAGGAGGAAGGCGGUUGUGUAGCGGAUCCGGUGCCGGCAUCGAAGGGAACCGAGACGCUGCCCGUUCCGGGAGGUUCUGACACGAUCAUCGUGGGCGGGGAAAAUGGAAAGGAUACUGGGCCGUGUCUCACCGGAAAGGGUAAUGGAAAGUUAGCUGAAUCGAAUCCAGGCGGAGAUGAUUUGGUGGUGGCAGGCGAAGGAGGAGAAGGGAAGAGCUGCGGUGAUGGUUUGAAGGAUCUAGACGUUGAAGGAAUGGAGAAGAAGGAUCAGAGUGAAGAAGACGAAGAAGAGGAGAAGAAGCCGAUUUUAGUUGAAGGAUUUGUUUGA
Microthlaspi erraticum is the source of this 681-nucleotide messenger RNA. NCBI's taxonomy places the organism in Eukaryota, Viridiplantae, Streptophyta, Magnoliopsida, Brassicales, Brassicaceae. The record is from the annotation of a GenBank genome assembly.